AUGUCUUUACAACGCACACCACCGAAUGUGUUUUCAUCGGACGGUGAUAUUCCUGCAUCGGUAAAGAAGAUUAGCGGCGAAAGUUUUAUAACUACCCGUAAACGUAAACAAAUGGAAAACGAUAAAAUUGAUACAAAUAUGAUUAAAUUUGAAGAAAAAUUUGAUAGUCAAAUGCAAAUAUGGAAUAAAACCAUUAGCGAUUGCAUCGCAAAUAGCAUUGCCACCGCGGUAAAUACGGCCCUAAAGGGCGAGCUAUCAAAGAUUACCUCUGCGUUAUCAGAACUUAAUGAUAAUGUGUUGAAACUUAACACGGAUGCUAUCAACCUUAAUAAAUCAGUGAACGAAGUUAACACCCGACUGUGCGAAAUAGAGAAGUCACUUAGCUUCUCGAAUGAACGACAGGACUUAUUUGACAGUCGACUGAAAACUGUAGAACAGAACAUAUCACAAUAUAAUGGCUUUAAAAGUCAAAUACAACUACUUGAGAACAAAAUACAUACUAUGGAACAGCAAGCAAGACAGUGCAAUGUCGAAAUAGUUAAUAUCCCCGACAGGCGAGGUGAGAAUCUAAUCAGCAUAAUUGAGUGUUUGGGUGAUGCUAUUAAGCAUCCUUUACAAUCAUCCGACAUAAUAGCCGUUCAUCGUGUACCUCAUGCUGACAAAAAUGAUCGACGUCCGAAGAAUAUUAUAGUAAAGUUCGCAAACAGGACACUGCGCGACAAUGUGAUUGCCGCCUGCCGUGCUACGAAAGGGUUGAAUUCGACAUCAUUGUCCGUACCUGGCCGGCCUGCCACCGUUUACGUUAACGAGCAUUUAACGUUAAAUAACAAAUUGUUGUUUCGUCAGUGCCGGGAGGCUGCUAAGAAAAACGAGUAUAAAUAUGUUUGGGUUAAACAUGGCACCGUUCUGGCUCGCAAGACGGAUACUUCACCCGCUAUCGCAAUCAGAUCCCUCCAGGACAUCGCACGAAUCAAAUGA
Molecule: messenger RNA, 978 nt
Organism: Parnassius mnemosyne (clouded apollo)
Lineage: Eukaryota; Metazoa; Arthropoda; Insecta; Lepidoptera; Papilionidae
Source: the annotation of a GenBank genome assembly